Mirounga angustirostris (Northern elephant seal) is the source of this 3460-nucleotide messenger RNA. It is a transcript of the gene TMEM150A, whose product is annotated as transmembrane protein 150A. NCBI's taxonomy places the organism in Eukaryota, Metazoa, Chordata, Mammalia, Carnivora, Phocidae. The record is from RefSeq and is a predicted model, not a curated record. Gene Ontology annotation, cellular component: plasma membrane. The coding region runs from base 2139 to 2954 and encodes 271 amino acids. The transcript has 8 exons. Gene Ontology annotation, biological process: protein localization to plasma membrane.
ACUAGACUCACGUAGCAUUAGAGCUAGCAGGGACUAUUAAAGGCGUCUGCUCACACUUCUUAUCUGGUAAGUAACUCCACCCUGCCAACUACCCAUGAAGAGCCCUUCUGUCAUAGGGAGUUCUGUCUUGGGGUAAUUCUACUUUAGGGACUGCUGAGAUUAUCCUAUUAAGGAAAAAUUUGCCUCUCUGUCAUAGUUCUGUAGUGCCCAUCUUACCCCCACUUUAUGUUAGAAUAGCCGGUUUAGGUCCUAAGUACCUUCUCAGGUCUUCCCCAUGAUAACAUUUGGAUAGGAACUCAAACCCAGCUCAGCAGGAUAUAGUAAGUGUUGACUAAGACUUGCAAAGCUUCCAGUGAGGAAAUGCUGAGGGUUCACAGCACCAUUGGGCAGAUGAGAAAAAGGUGCCUGCUCCAGAUGGGAACACACCUGGGCAGAAAGAUGGUGCUUCUCUUGUGAUUUAGAAAGCAACACCUCUGUGUCCUGGGGCACAGCAUGGCAGGCAAAACCCCACUGAUCCAUUCAGCCAGCUAUUGUACAGCCAUACUUUUUUUUUUUUUUUAAGAUUUUAUUUAUUUGACAGUACAAGCAGGGGAAAGGGCAGGGAGAGGGCGAAGCAAGCUCCCAGUUGAGCAAGGAGCCCUAUGCAGCGAUCAAUCCCAGGACCCCGGGAUCAUGACCUGAGCCGAAGGCAGACGCUUAACAACUGAGCCACCACCCAGGCGCCCCUGCUCAGCCAAACUUCUUGGCCCUGCUUAAACUAUUUGUCCUGAUUCGGAAAAGCGCUCUCCAAUAGAUUUCCGGUUUCCAUUUUUACCUUCCAUUUGGUCCAAAAAAGGUUGCUCCUUCAAGCCCUUGAGAAGUUUAUCUGCUCCAUUUUUUCUUCAUGAUACAGGGCCCCGUUUCUGCACGUUACCUUUCAUGCACCAAUGCUGCCAGACCUAAGCUCCCCCUGCUCCUGGCAGCCUGGGCCCGUGUUCCCUUCCGGUAGCCGGCUGUCAGCCCUGGUGCUCUCUCACGGGGUGCCAGCAUCUGACCGGCUUCUUAAGAGUGCCACAUACACUUUGGGUAUGUAAAAAGUGUUCCCACCCUUUUUAUCAUGAAAACAAUGUCCAAGAAGGCACCCUUGGCCUGUACAUUUUGGUGAAGCCGAUGGUUAUUUAUUCCCACACAAUCCUGUUUCCUCUUCCCAAAUUGCUCUGGGUCUCCAGUCUGCCUUUUCUUUACCAUUACCUGGCCAUGUGUGACCAUGGAUAUCCAUUGGUCUCCGUGGCCUUGUUUCAAGUAAGUGUUCAUCAGCUAGGAAACAGGUUUUGGACACUGACUUCUGGACAGUAUUCUGUGUACCUGGAGCCUUGAAAAUAAAAAGUAUCUCAUGAAAGUAGCCCUCCUCCAGAGUUUGCUGAGCCGAAGGAAGCAUAAACCCAAUCGCGGGCGCUUGAACUUAACAGCCAAGGCUUUGUGCUCCCUUCUUCGCGGACCCGCCUCGCCUAAGACAGAGGCAGGCAAGGGGCACCGCGCUGAGGGAGGUUCCCCCAAGUCUUACUGUCGGCCGGUCCGGGCUGCAAAAAUGUGCCCAGCGGCGGAGGGAGGCUUCCUCCAGCCUUGUGCGCGAUGCCGAUCACAGCGGCGCGGCUCCGGAGCUUCCCGCUCCCCCGAAGCUUCCACCGCAGAAACAAGGUACGCGGGACGACGGGCUUCUCGGAGUCGGAGCCUCAGCCCGAGUACCACGCCACAGCCCUCGGCUGGCUCUCAGGGCCCCAAAGUCGGGGCACCGCCCACGCUUCCACCGCCACUCGGGCGCGGGGGCUCGGGAGUUGUAGUCUCCGGCCGAGCGCGGGCGCGGGGACCGGGGCGGCGCGGACUCCACGUCCCGGCGGGCGGCGCGGCGCGGCUGGGGCGCCAGGGGCGGGGCCGCUCGGCCCUUUAAACCUUCCAGGGCUGUUCAGAGGGCCGCAGCCAGAGACGGCGCCACGCGGGGCCGAGCAGGGCGCGGCGGCGGCGGCGGCGGCGGCGGGGCGCUCCGGGGAGGCCUGGGCCGCUGAUGGUUUUGGCGAAGUAUCUUAAGGUAGCUGGGCCAGCCCCCUCUUUCCCACCUACCUCUUGUCCUUCCCCCUACACCACCCUGGCUCCCCUCCCUCAUGACCGCCUGGAUCCUCCUUCCUGUCAGCUUGUCAGCAUUCUCCAUCACGGGCCUAUGGACUGUGUAUGCCAUGGCCGUGAUGAACCGCCACGCAUGCCCUGUGGAGAACUGGUCCUACAACGAAUCCUGCUCUCCUGACCCCGCUGAACAAGGGGGCCCAAAGACCUGCUGCACCCUGGAUGAUGUCCCCCUCAUCAGCAAGUGUGGCACAUAUCCCCCAGAGAGCUGCCUCUUCAGCCUCAUUGGCAACAUGGGUGCUUUCAUGGUGGUCCUGAUCUGCCUGUUGCUCUACGGGCAGCUCCUGGAGCAAAGCCGUCACUCCUGGGUUAACACCACAACGCUCAUCACGGGCUGCACCAACGCUGCGGGCCUCGUGGUGGUCGGCAACUUCCAGGUGGAUCAUGCGAAGUCUCUGCACUACAUCGGAACUGGUGUGGCCUUCCCCGCCGGGCUGCUCUUCGUCUGCCUGCACUGUGCCCUCUCCUACCAUGGGGCCACUGCCCCCCAGGACCUGGCUAUGGCCUACCUGCGGAUUGUACUGGCAGCCAUCGCCUUUGUCACCCUAGUCCUCAGCGGUGUUUUCUUUAUGCAUGAGAGCUCUCAGCUGCAGCACGGGGCAGCCCUGUGCGAGUGGGUGUUCGUGAUCGACAUCCUCAUCUUCUACGGCACCUUCAGCUACGAGUUUGGGGCAGUCUCCUCAGAGACGCUGGUGGCCGCGCUGCAGCCUGCCCCUGGCCGGGCCUGCAAGUCCUCCGGGAGCUGUAGCACCUCCACUCACCUCAACUGUGCUCCUGAAAGCAUCGCCAUGAUCUGAGAUCUGGGGAGGGUGGCUGGCCCAGCCUCAGCAGCUCCCCACCUCUUAACUUCGCAUUUAUUUUGUACCAAAAACGAUUUUGAGAAAGUAUUCUGCUGGGAUACAGGCUUCCUUGCUGCUGGAGGAAUGGCCAUCCCACACCCACCUGUGCCAUAGUGGAGCGGGCCUGGCAGCAGCCUGGGCCACACACAGGCUACUCCCCGACUCUGCAGUGUUGUUUUUAUGUUUAAAGGUCACAUAUCCUCACUCACCCAGCCGGCCCUUCAGGUGCCUUCUACUCCCCAGUGCCAAGGCCACACCACUGGGGUUUCCUGCUGCAGGAAUUGGGGGCUGGGAACAGCAAGAGGGACAGAAGUCUGUGGGAAGGCCCACUUUUGGGCCCACUGAGGUGCACUGGGAUUCUUCACUCUGCCCCUUACUUUCUUUUGGGCAAGUAAUACAGCAGAACCACAUGGGUAUUUUAGUACUUUUUUUUUUUUAAUCUAUUAAAAGAAUUCUAAUUUGCA